Molecule: messenger RNA, 951 nt
Organism: Ornithorhynchus anatinus (platypus)
Lineage: Eukaryota; Metazoa; Chordata; Mammalia; Monotremata; Ornithorhynchidae
Product: olfactory receptor 1052-like
Exons: 1
Coding region: 13-951 (312 amino acids)
Biological process (GO): G protein-coupled receptor signaling pathway; sensory perception of smell
Cellular component (GO): membrane
Molecular function (GO): G protein-coupled receptor activity; odorant binding; olfactory receptor activity
Source: RefSeq, a predicted model, not a curated record
AAAUCUGAAUACAUGGCUGGAAGCAACCACACAUCAGUGACUGAGUUCCUGCUUGUGGGUCUGACAGAUCGUCCAGAACUGCAGAUGCCCCUCUUUGUCCUGUUCUUGAUCAUUUAUCUGGUCACUAUGGUAGGAAAUGUGUGUAUGAUCCUAUUAAUCCAGAUCAAUACCACUCUUCACACCCCCAUGUACUUCUUUCUGUGUAACCUCGCGCUCUGUGAUAUCUGCUACUCUACUGUCUUGUCCCCUAAAAUGUUGAUAAAUUUCUUUUUGGAAAGUAAGUCCAGCUCAUUCAUUGGAUGUGUCUUUCAGAGUUUCUUUUUUGCCAUUUAUAUUACUACUGAGGGCUUCCUCCUGGCCAUCAUGGCGUAUGACCGCUACACAGCGAUCGUCAACCCUCUGUUGUACACAGCUAUCAUGAUCCCAAAGAUCUGCAUUCAGCUAGUGCUUGCAUCCUAUCUGGGAGGUCUUGUCAAUUCGCUGACACACACAGUUGGAUUAUUGAGGUUGAAUUUUUGCGGACCUAAUGUCGUCAAUCAUUUCUUCUGUGAUAUCCCCCCUCUCCUGAAACUCUCCUGUUCUGACUCCCACACCAAUGAGCUGCUACUUUUGACCUUCUCUGGAGUGAUUGCAACAAUCACCUUAAUUAUCAUCGUGAUCUCUUAUGUCCAAAUCGUCAUCGCCAUCCUCAGGAUCGGCUCGGUCAAGGGGAGAUACAAAACCUUCUCCACUUGCACCUCCCACCUGACAGCUGUGAUCUUGUUCUAUGGCUCACUGUCCUUCAGCUACAUUCAGCCCAGUUCCCAGUAUUCCCUGGAGCAAGAGAAAGUGUCUGCGGUGGUUUACACCCUGGUCGUCCCCAUGCUAAAUCCCCUGAUUUACAGCCUGAGGAACAAGGAUGUGAAGGAGGCUUUGAAAAGGUCAAUCAAGUGGAAAAAUUGCCACCACUAA